Messenger RNA from Aspergillus aculeatus ATCC 16872, 520 nucleotides. RefSeq lists its product as uncharacterized. NCBI's taxonomy places the organism in Eukaryota, Fungi, Ascomycota, Eurotiomycetes, Eurotiales, Aspergillaceae. Gene Ontology annotation, biological process: L-phenylalanine catabolic process; glutathione metabolic process. The record is from RefSeq and is a predicted model, not a curated record. Gene Ontology annotation, molecular function: glutathione transferase activity; maleylacetoacetate isomerase activity. The transcript has a single exon. Bases 145 to 429 code for a protein of 94 amino acids.
GCCCCUGAGCUCCCAGAUACUACAAAUUAGAGUCGACCUCCCACUAAGAUUCCAACUACCUUCCUCAUCGACCUCAUCCACCACCCAACCUAGAACAACUCACCUCUCACGUACGAUAAACCACCCUACCACCUACCCUCUACAAUGACUCCCCCUCCCCCCACCUCAAAAACCUACAUCCUCUACACCUACUACCAAUCCACCUGCGCCAACCGCGUGGUAAUCGCACUCCACCACAAAUCCCUCCCCUUCACGCACCACUACAUUGACCUACGCUCCGCCGAGCACGAAACCGCCGCCUUCGCCGCCCUUAACCCCAGCCGCAGCCUACCCGUACUGGUCAUCACCGACCCGACAACAGGCACCGAGACGAUCCUCACGCAAUCCGUCGCCAUCCUCGAAUACCUCGAAGAAGCGCACCCGGACUGACCUGCACUCCUGCCACCGCUCGACGCAGCACCGCUCGCCCGCGCCCGCGUCCGCGAGCUCGUCAACCUCAUCACCAACGACAUCCAGCCGC